This is a messenger RNA of Melospiza georgiana, 2147 nucleotides long. RefSeq lists its product as uncharacterized. Bases 1 to 984 code for a protein of 327 amino acids. NCBI's taxonomy places the organism in Eukaryota, Metazoa, Chordata, Aves, Passeriformes, Passerellidae. The transcript is spliced from 2 exons. The record is from RefSeq and is a predicted model, not a curated record.
AUGCAGUUUAUUUGUCUUUUUUUUUUUUUUUUUUUGUCUUUUUGUCUUUUUUUAUGUGUUUCUUUUCUCAGAUCUUUAAAAAAAAAAACAGGUUUCCCUCUCCGCCAAGCGCUUUUUUUUUGUUGUUUUUUCUUUUCUUUUUUUUUUUUUUCCUUUUUUUUUUUUUUUUUUCUGGUGGGUUUUCUCCUUUUCUUGUCCUUUUUUAUAAUUUUUCUGUCUCCCGGGAUUUCCUGCGUCAGCCCUUUCCCCGGUGUCUCGUUGUGCCGUCCCGGGGGUGGGAAGCGGGGGGGAAGCGGGGGUCGCUGGGAUGGGGAUGCGGUGCCGCUCGCUGCUCCUCGGGGCGGCGCUGGGGGCCAGGCGGGUGGCGAUGGUGGCCUCGGUGAUGUCCCCUGGAGCUCCUGGAGCUCCGCGGUGGCUUCUCUCCAUCAGCACCGUUCGGGUGUCCCCGGGGCCGGAGAUGCUUGGGGGAUCAGUGUCCUCAUCUCGCUGGGACAACGGGCACCUUCGUCCUCUUCCUCCUCCUCGUCGCGGGGGUCGCUCUGCUCUAAGGCACUGCCACGUCCCUGUGUCCCCUUCCCGGCCCCGCUGUCACCGCACGGGACGGGGGCGGCUCCUCCGGGACCCCUCCCCGCCGCAGUUCAGGCACUUGACGCGGGGCCGGGGGCUCCGGGGGGCUCCGGGGGGGCUGGCUCUGCCCUCGCCGUCGCUCGGGCUUCUCUGCUCCAUCCUUUUGUAUCCAAAAAGAAAAAAGAAGAAAAAAAAAAAAAAAAAAAAAAAAGCCAAACCCAAAAAAAAAAAAAAAAAAACAAAACCACCAAACCCAAAAACCCCAAACCAGCCGUCCCGGCAAGUCGGUGCCGGGGACUCCACCUCCUCCUCCUCUUCCUCUUUUUUUGUGAUUUUGUUUUCUUUUCUCUUCUUCUUUUUCCUCCUUUUUUUUUUUUUCUUUUUUUUUUUUUUUUUUUUAUGAUGAUUCCCUCUUAAAAGUGCAUUUCCUACAAAAUGUGCAACACGAGCGCACCCUGCCUCCCCCCCCCGGUACCUGUCCACAGGAAUGCAUAGCUCAAACACACGGACGCACGGCCCCCUGCCCCGUUAACCCCGGGCGCGGGGACACGGCUGGGGACACGGGGACACUGGGGACACGGCUGGGGACACGGCUGAGGACACACGGGCCCGGGCCGGUGCAGGCUUGGGGGAGGAAGGCGACCAGAGAGAUGGUGACCGGAGCCUCGGCGCGACCGUGGCCGCCGGGCUGCGACAGUCCCCGUGAUGGAACCGGGGUGCCACCGCCGCUGUGACGCGUGGGGCGAGGUGGGAGCGUCCCGACACCGACACCGACACCGUGUCCGAGCGGGAACCGAGGUGCCACCGCCGCCGCGACCGUCCCGGCUGUGCCCGUGCACCCGCUGGGGUCACAACCCCCCUCCUCCUGUGCCACCCGCUCCAUCCACUGUGCCACCGCACGACCGUCACCGCAGCGCGAUGUCACCGUGUCACCGCAGCGCGAUGGCACCGACCCCGGGGCGCUCGCACAGCACCGAGCGCCACCCGCCCGCCCGGGAGCGCCCCGCUCUGCCCCGCGGGGCUGCGGCAGCGGGAAGGGCUCCCCGGGAGGGGUUCCCGGGAGGAGUUCCCGGGAGGGCCCCACGAACCCCCGACAGUCUGGGGCCGGGGGGGUCGGCGGGGGAGGUUUUGAUCUUUGUUACUCACAUAGAGGCAAGAACGAGAGAGUCAAAGCCGUUUGCAUAUUGGGCGAGCGGCCGGCGGGGCCGGGAGGCAGCGCUGGCACCGCUCGUGUCAGGUCUCAGCGCGGCGCCGGCCCACGGGGUAAAGAAUAGUGUUUUUUCUUUCUUUUUUUUUUUUUUUCUUUUUUUCCUGUUUCUUUGUUUUCUGGCGCAUCGCCGGGGUGGGGGGGAAAGGUCCUCCUGGGAUGGGUUGUUGGUUUGUUUGUUUUUUUGUUUGUGGGGUUUUGUUUUUUUUUUUUUUUUUCUUCCAUUUUAAAACAGUUUGACCCUUUUCCUUCUUCCUUUCCCUUGCUCUUUCCUUCGGGUGUGGGUUUUGCUUGUCGUCGUCGUCGUCGUCGUCGUGAGGCCGCGCUCUCCGUCGUCACCGCAAGGCUGGGCCUGGUGCUCGGGGACGGGGAU